Molecule: messenger RNA, 1996 nt
Organism: Eucalyptus grandis
Lineage: Eukaryota; Viridiplantae; Streptophyta; Magnoliopsida; Myrtales; Myrtaceae
Exons: 9
Coding region: 82-1275 (397 amino acids)
Biological process (GO): collagen metabolic process
Molecular function (GO): iron ion binding; oxidoreductase activity, acting on paired donors, with incorporation or reduction of molecular oxygen; L-ascorbic acid binding
Source: RefSeq, a predicted model, not a curated record
AAAUUUCCGGAAACGCAGCCAAGUCCUGUCUCGUUACAAGCCGGCUUGCCGGGGAGGGAGAGGGCCCGGGAACGAACGAAGAUGGCGGAUCGAGAGCAGAACCCCCGUCUCAUGCUCAGCAACUUCCUCUCUCUCGAGCAGUGCAAGGAGCUGGAGUUCAUCCACAAGAGCUGCAGCACGGUUGGGUACCGGCCGGGCGUCUUCUCCACCACGCUCUCUCAUCUCAUCGCUACGAACUCGGCCCACUUGAUCAUGCCCCUCGUGCUCAUCCGAGAGAAACUCAAAGAGAAGGUGGAGGAAUUCUUUGCAUGUGAGUUUGAGCUCUGUAUCGAAUUUACUGGUCUUGUCAGCUGGACUAAAGGAGCGAGCAUUGGAUGGCAUAGUGAUGAUAACAGGCCUUAUCUGAAACAGAGAGACUUUGCGGCAGUUUGUUAUUUGAAUAGCUAUGGGAAAGAUUUUAGAGGCGGGCUAUUCCAUUUCCAGGAUGGUGAACCCACAACUGUUAAACCUUCAGCUGGUGAUGUUCUGAUAUACACUGCUGACAACCGAAAUGUACAUUCUGUUGAUGAGAUCAUUGACGGGGAAAGACUUACUCUUACACUAUGGUUUAGCCGUGAUGGUGCUCAUGAUGAGGAUGUCAAACUUGUGUCUCGUCUCUCAGAGAUUUCCUCAACUGAAGUGACUGAUGUUCCCAGCUCCAACUUACCCUUGCCGGCAUCCAGUAAUAUGUACUGGUUUUCACCAGAUCAAUCUUCUGACCAUGAUUCAGCAAUCAAUAUAUGCUGUGCAAGAAUUUAUGCUCUGGGAUUUGGUAUUUAUCCCAUAGAGGACAAGACAAACGUCUUGGACGUGUCUGAUCUUCUGAUGAAACCACUGCAGUUAACAAGGAAUAAUGAGUUGUUUAACCAGGAAUUUGAAAAUGUGUUGCACGCGCUGCAGGUGGUGCAGUAUUAUUCAUGGAAAGCUUUCGGGUUGCAGAGACACGCUACUAUAUUGGAGGAAGGAAGGGUGAUCCCAUUGUCUGGAUCACAAAGCCAGAAUGUAAGGGAUUUGGAAUCGACAUUUGUAAAGGAUCGACGGUUGGCGCAGAUGACAUUUGGUCAUACUAGCUGUGACGGGUGUGGGACGCCUAAAGAAUUUUGUUGGGCCAGCUUUUGUGCCGCUGUUGAUGCGUGGAGAGAUUACACGAACAAGCUUCGCAGGGAUUUACUUAGGAGCUUACCUUACUGGAGAAGUCAUCAGUCGAUCUUUGACGUUGCAUUUGAUGAGCUUUGAAUUAGGAUUUGUUUUCGUAUGCCUCUGCAUUUCAUAAUCUUAAAUUCCCCUUAAGAAGGUAGUCUAACAGUGUCUCAAACUGUUCAUUGUUGCGGAUUCCAUCAUGAGCCUCUCUUGGAUUCCACGCUAAUGGAUGGCGCAGAUCCAGUUAGAAGGCAUUGAUUCCAUACUUUGAUCAUGGCAUCACUUCACAGCCCAAACUAGGAAGGAAGUGCAAUUCAUUUUCCCCAUUUUAGCUGCCACUAGCAGCUGGUCUCUUAAAGUUUCUAGCCAUAUAAGAUUUGCAGAAACAAGAGAAAUAAAAUUACAAGAGCGGAUGUUCAGUUCAGCUUUAGCAAGGGAGAUUGCGAAGAGAGAAACUUCUUAUCGGUAACUUUUUGCUAUAAUCAGAGCUCGGAGUACAAUUUAUUUGACUAAGCAGCGUCGUGAAGCUGUUUGGAGAUGGACCAUUCGUGCAAGACUUGUCCGAAGACGUCGUAGAAGACGAGAUCGGCUCGGUCUCCAGUCAUGCUCACGGAUAGAAAACCUUGCCCGUCAUAAUAGAACUUCAUCUCCUCCGGCUUCCAUGACCUUAUGUCGCCCCUCCAUGCCUUCGACCCGCCUCCACUCGUAAUGAACUGAAUUUCGCUGCAAUUUUUUUUUUUAAUAGAGAAAACGAGUUUUUGUUAUUACUAUUGAAGGAGAAGAUCAAAGAAAACUAAUGCCAAAACUGUAGAAGCUA